Molecule: messenger RNA, 1560 nt
Organism: Ustilaginoidea virens
Lineage: Eukaryota; Fungi; Ascomycota; Sordariomycetes; Hypocreales; Clavicipitaceae
Exons: 3
Coding region: 1-1560 (519 amino acids)
Biological process (GO): transmembrane transport
Cellular component (GO): membrane
Molecular function (GO): transmembrane transporter activity
Source: RefSeq, a predicted model, not a curated record
AUGGGCUACGGCGCCACACCAUCGGACGAGCGAUCGCAUCCGCUCGACAGUUACAACACCAUGGACCUAAGCGAUGAUGAUGAUGCCAUCAUUCCCAAGGGAGCUCUGGAUCCUGUGUACGAGGCAAAAGCACGCAUCCUCAAUCGCGCCAUUUGCGACAUUGGGAUGGGUUGGUAUCAAUGGCAACUUUUUAUCGUUGUCGGAUUUGGUUGGGCGAGCGACAACCUGUGGCCCAUCGUUACCUCACUCAUCCUCAAGCCCGUCACACACGAGUUUGAUGUAUCGCGACCGCCUCUCCUGACUCUUGCACAAAACAUUGGUCUUCUAUCUGGAGCUGUCUUUUGGGGGUUCGGGUGCGACAUCUUCGGGCGCAAAUGGGGAUUCAACCUGACUCUGGGGCUCACGGCGGUUUGGGGAAUGAUUGCCGCCAGUUCCCCCAAUUUCGCCGCCGCCGCCAUCUUCAAUGCUCUCUGGUCCUUUGGCGUUGGAGGCAAUCUGCCCGUCGACUCGGCAGUUUUCCUCGAGUUCUUGCCCCAGUCACACCAGUAUUUGCUUACUGUUCUCUCAAUAGACUGGGCUAUUGCUCAAGUAAUCGCCAACCUGGUUGCUUGGCCGCUGCUGGGAAACAUGACGUGCAGCUCCAAGGAACAGCCAUGCCUUCGUAGCGACAAUAUGGGCUGGCGCUACUUCGUCAUCGCCAUGGGCGGCUUGACGCUGCUCAUGUUUUUGACCCGUUUUGUCUUCUUCACCAUUUACGAGUCGCCCAAAUUCUUGGUCGGCAAGGGUCGUGACGAGGAUGCUGUCCGAGUCAUUCAAGAGGUGGCCAGGAAGAAUGGGAAAAUCAUCAACCUGACUGUCCGGGAUCUGAAGGCAUGCGAAACCGAAGGAUAUGCAGUUCAGGCAGAUGCGUCCACCGCCUUGAAGCGACACUUGGACCAGGUGAACCCUGACAAGAUAAAGGCCCUGUUCACCACCCCACGAAUGGCGCUGAGCACUAGCGUCAUGAUGUGUAUAUGGGCGCUGAUCGGACUCGGAUACCCCCUGUACAACGCAUUCUUGCCCUACAUCCAAGACAGCAGAGGAGCGCAGUUUGACGACGGUAGCACCUACAUCACCUAUCGAAACAGCCUCAUCAUAUCUGUUCUCGGCAUCCCCGGAGCACUCCUGGGAGGCUUCUUGGUGGAGAUUCCUCGAAUCGGGCGAAAAGGCACGCUUUCCAUCUUUACAUCCCUGACCGGGGUCUUUCUAUACUGCUCAACGACCGCGCUGAACAGCACUGCGCUCCUGGGAUGGAACUGCGCCUUCAACUUUUGCAGCAAUGUCAUGUAUUCGGUUCUGUACGGUUACACGCCGGAAAUCUUCCCGACACCCCAACGCGGGACGGGGAAUGCCUUGACGGCGACAUGCAAUCGCGUGUUUGGUAUCAUGGCCCCCAUCGUCGCCAUGUUUGCGAAUCUUCAAACCGCUGCACCUGUGUAUACUAGUGGCGCCUUGUUUAUUGCCGCGGGGGUUCUGACUCUAAUCCUGCCGUUUGAGUCGAGAGGGAAGGCUGCUCUGUAG